Kwoniella botswanensis is the source of this 1080-nucleotide messenger RNA. RefSeq lists its product as uncharacterized. The record is from RefSeq and is a predicted model, not a curated record. Bases 1 to 1080 code for a protein of 359 amino acids. NCBI's taxonomy places the organism in Eukaryota, Fungi, Basidiomycota, Tremellomycetes, Tremellales, Cryptococcaceae. The transcript has 2 exons.
AUGCAACAAACAAAAGCGUUCGCUUUGCCCAGAGGCAGUAGUGCUUCUAGAAUGUUUGAGAACAGAGAUAUUAUCAGCCGCAUCGCCUCUUUCGCCGAUACUCCCACUCAAGCAACCUUGAUGAGGGUAUCUUCCUUAUUCAACGAUACCACUCCUCUCUUCCUAUAUCGAGAAAUCACUUUCACUAGAAGAUCCUCGUCCAAGUUCUUACAAGGUUGUGCAGAAGACUUUGACAUUCUCGAACGUAAACUCGCCUAUUGUCAAUUCACCAAGAUUAUCGUUUUCGCUGAUCUUCCUUCCCCUCGAUUUUACCUUUACGCAAGAGAUUUAUACGAUGUCUUCAAAAGUAUGGGAUCACCUUCCUUAUUAUUUCCUCAAGUGGACAAGAUAAUUUUUUCCGCUUGUUCGAUCACUGAAUUAGGGGUAUAUAAAGACAAGCAUGAAAUCUCCCAUCCUUUCCUCGAAAUCCUUCCAAAGUUGACCCAGCCCAGUCACAUGUGUGCCACCUGUCCGAUCUUCACAGCAGCCGAUUGUUCAGAUUACAUACGAGCAUUCGUUCCUCGUCCGCCACAGGAAGAUCCGAUGUUUGGUGUUCGCUGUUUCGCAUUUCUCGGAGAUCGAGUGAUCCCGCAUGAAGUCUCGGAGCUCUGUUUUCUUUUUCAGGGCUCGGUACAUUCUCUGAUUCUGCAUCAAGUUGGAACAAAACUUAGACUUCCGAGCUAUUUCCCGGUGACGAAAGUCUUCUUCAGAUCGUGCGCUUGUGAGGGAGAAUGGUGUGAAGACAAUCCGAUAGAAUGCCAGUCUCAUACCGGACAAGCGGGUAGAAAAAAUCAACUAUUAGCUUUAACCUAUGGAAUGACAAAAGAUCGUUCCAUCACAGCUACCCGAGGCUUAGAAAAUAUGACGCAAACAAUCACACUGGUUAAUCCUGUGUUAUGGAGAGAUAGCAGAAAAGCUAGAGAGGAACUCGGGGAUUGGUUGACUGCUUCGGUCAAAGGAUGGAAGGAAGAGUACAUCAGCAUGGAAGGUUGGGAUGAUUCGAAAGUUUGUACUUGCUGUCAAAGCAGAGAGGGCUCUUAG